This is a messenger RNA of Cylindrotheca closterium, 1191 nucleotides long. The record is from the annotation of a GenBank genome assembly. Lineage: Eukaryota; Bacillariophyta; Bacillariophyceae; Bacillariales; Bacillariaceae.
AUGUCCUUCGGAGACUGUCCAAUCUGCCUCGAAGAGUUCAAAGAGGCAGAUGUCCUUUUCAAGCUUCCUUGCUAUACAUGUGGAUACAAUUUCUGUGUAAAUUGUUUGGAUGACUUUGUUAAAUCCUCAAAGGACGACUUUCAAGAAGCCAGCGAUGGAUCAAGGCAGGUCAAGGUGCAACUGAAUUGUCCCCAAUGCCGUAGUAAAUAUCCAAUGGAUAUUUUAGAGAUUGGAGUACUGCGAAAUGCCCACAUAUUAGCCGCAUCUUUGGUCCACAAUUCGACGGGACAGAGGCUAGAGGAUUCUGAUUUGUCCGCCACUCAGCUUGCCAAGAAGAGAGAUUUUCAGAGAUAUGGACAGAACAAGAGCAUACAGGGAGCUUUUGGCUUGUACAAGAAAGUCAUGCAUGAUGGAAACCUAGAUCUUCCAGAGAUGUUGAAAGUUGAAAGGUUGCCUGCAUUUGAUGUCUACGGGCAAUCCAAUGACGGCGAGACUGGAGAAGCCUCCCAAGAUAACAACAGAGCAGCCGAGACGAUCGAUGAAUCACUUUUUCAGGGGCUUGGAGAAUCCAUGGGAAAGGACGAAAAGCUCUUUCUCACACAACUACUGACCUCUGGUAAAGCCGAAAAAUUGGCACAGGCAGCCAUGAUUAUGAACGGUAUCCUAAAGCUAUCCAUGUCUGGCCAUACCAUGGCAGCUAACAAUUCAUCAGAUCCCAACGCACACAUUAAGAUUGCCGAACGCAUUGCUAAAGUCAAGAAGCAGUUCCCCGCAGCCAACCACAUGCCUGGGUACUUUAUGAUCCCUCCCUUUGACAGUUCACAGAAACACCUGUUAUUGGAAGACGGCCAGUGGAAUGGCAAGAUUGUCCCACCAGCCCAAAGCAAACGAGUAUUCGACGCAAUCUAUGAGAAAAACUAUCGACCGAAACCAUCAUCACGACCAGUGGUCCUAGUCAAGGGCGUUCGAGGUCCUGUUGGAAGGUUGGGUCUCCGAAGAGGGGACGCUGUGACUCAUGUCAACGAUAUGGAAUGGAAUGGAUCCGCAGCCGAGCUGAAGGAAUAUUUGCGGCAGAGCUUUGCAAAGCAUACCAGUGAUGAAAUAUCGAUGACGGUCAAUGCCAACGAGGAGACUGCCGAAUUUUUGAAGGUACGAUCGGACAUGUUGUCCCGAUCGAACAUAUUACGAUGA